AUGACGCUGUGGUCGUUCAUGUUCUCCGCGGCUCUAAGCCUCUCUGUCGUCGCCGCUAGUGCUCGCGGGCCUAUCAUUGGCGUCUUCGCGCAUCCGAUCUCCCAGCACGGCGAGUACAUUGCAGCAUCGUACGUCAAGUGGGUGGAAAGUGCCGGAGGUCGUGUCGUCCCCAUCCCAUACAACGCACCCAAGCCGUAUCUGGAGCAGCUACUUCCGCAGCUCAAUGGGCUGCUGUUCCCGGGCGGUGCCGCCACCGCCAAUGACCGCGCUGAGCGCCUAUUCCAGUUGGCGCUGGAGCUCAACGAUAAGGGUGUACACUUCCCGGUGUGGGCCACCUGCCUCGGCUUCGAGUGGCUCGUGCAGCUCACCACGAAGGACAUGGACUCGCUCAAUCAAGGUCUCGACUCCAUGAACAUCACUCUGCCCUUGAACUUCACUGACGCUGCGCCCACCAGUAGGUUAUUCAGUCAGGCCAGCCCCGAGCUCUACUCUUGGCUCAAGGACAAACCUAUAACGAUGAACAACCACGAACAAGGGAUCACACCCGAGAAGUUUAACCAGUAUUCGUCCCUCACAGAUUUUUACACUGUACUAGCCACCAAUGUGGAUCGACAGGGAGUUGAGUUUAUCUCAGCUUUCGAGGCCAAAGAGUACCCAGUCUACGCCGUGCAAUUCCACCCCGAGAAGAACAGCUUCGAGUACGGAGAAUACCCGGACGGUACCCCGUACGAGGUGAUUGACCACUCGCGCGAAGGAGUUGCAAGCGGCCAGUUCUUCGCCAAUUUCUUCAUUGAUGAAGCGCGCAAAAACGAGCUGCACUUCGAGAACCCCAAGGAAGAGCGCAAGGCUCUGAUCUACAACUACCAGACGUCUACCAUCACGGACCCGGGCUUCGUCGAGUCGUACAUCUUCAAACACGACUUUAAAAUGGACUUCUGGAGCGUGCAGAUGUAA
Phytophthora infestans T30-4 is the source of this 954-nucleotide messenger RNA. Its product is annotated as gamma-glutamyl hydrolase, putative. Gene Ontology annotation, biological process: tetrahydrofolylpolyglutamate metabolic process. The transcript has a single exon. Gene Ontology annotation, cellular component: vacuole. The record is from RefSeq and is a predicted model, not a curated record. The coding region runs from base 1 to 954 and encodes 317 amino acids. Gene Ontology annotation, molecular function: gamma-glutamyl-peptidase activity. NCBI's taxonomy places the organism in Eukaryota, Oomycota, Peronosporomycetes, Peronosporales, Peronosporaceae.